Hibiscus syriacus is the source of this 787-nucleotide messenger RNA. Its product is annotated as 21 kDa protein-like. Gene Ontology annotation, biological process: negative regulation of catalytic activity. Lineage: Eukaryota; Viridiplantae; Streptophyta; Magnoliopsida; Malvales; Malvaceae. The coding region runs from base 29 to 649 and encodes 206 amino acids. The record is from RefSeq and is a predicted model, not a curated record. Gene Ontology annotation, molecular function: enzyme inhibitor activity. The transcript has a single exon.
CUCUGAAAUCAGAGAGAAAAGAGAGAAAAUGGAAGGUUCAUCUUUACGCCAUGGACAGGCAAUUCUAGUUCUGCUUGUUAUCCUUCAAUUCACCACCUACAUAGUGCUGAGCUCAGCUGAUGCACCAUUUGACAACCAAAGAAACAUUGAGUACAUCAGAUCUUCAUGCAGCUCCACAACUUAUCCCAGAUUGUGCAACCGCUCACUCUCGAUCUACGCAAGCAGAAUUAACACCAGCCCCAGAUUGUUAGUCCAUACUGCCCUAAACGUGACCCUCAAAGCCAGUAUAUCAACUUCGAGGUUGAUGGUAAAGAUCUCGAGAAUCCAUGGUUUGAAGCCUAGGGUAUCUGCUGCCAUGGCGGAUUGCGUCGAGGUGAGCGGAGACUCAGUAGAUGAGCUACAACAGUCUAAAGGAGAACUUGAUCGAAUUACAAGCUCAAAUUUUGCCCUCACAAUCAGUGAUAUUCAGACCUGGGUUAGUGCAGCGCUGACAGAUGAAGAUACUUGCAUAUAUGGAUUUUCUGGGAAGUCCAUGAACGGAUAUGCAAAGACUACAGUAAGAAAAAGGAUUAUUAAAAUUGCACAUUUGACGAGUAAAGCCCUGACUCUCAUUAACAAAUAUGCCUCAACUCAAAGUAGCUUACCUUAAGGAAAGUUUGCAGAUCAUGUUGUGAAAUGCAUUAAGGGGAUACGAAAUUUUAGUGUGUCAGAAGUGUGAACUGUUUGUGUAAAUGUACUAGAAUAUCUAGUUGUGGAUCAAGGUUUAGUUUUCAAUCUCGUUUCCCAA